CAGUUUUUUUUUCGGAACAAACAGUUGAAAUUUUCUUUUAACUUCAGGACAAGCGUUCUGUCGCUGUCGCCGAGUGUGGUUCGGUGGAAGGCGCGCACAAGAAUUGUGCGUCUCGAGUUCAGUCGUUGUUACAACUCGAGUGCGACCGAACUCGCUGCGGUAAUUAUUGAUCAAGAAAAUAAUACAUGUUAUACACCAAUCAGUUUUCCAACUUGAUUUAUUACAACAAUGCCACGAACACGCAGGGGGGCUAAUUUGAGUCGUCAAACAAACAGAUCUAGAGGCAUGCAAGAUAGAAGAGCAAUAAGAUCAGAUGCAGAAAGGCAACAAAGUAAUGCAGAUGUCCGUGUAAGAAUGGCGCAGUUACGUGCAUCACGAGAUGAGCGAAACCAACAAAGACAAUUGGAACGAAGAGAAGCGCGCAGAUUCGUAGCCAACAGACGUAGAGGGAUUGGCCAACAUCAACAAGUACUUCGAGCAUUUACAUCACAUUCAUUUCUUCGACUAGCAUUUCAGUAUGAGCCUGAUGUUGAAUAUUACGCUCAUUCCAAAGUGGUAAUUGGUACAUUGGACAAGGAAUGCCCGCACUGUCAAGCCCUUAAAUUUAAAAAUGAGCCAAUUGGGAUGUGUUGCUCAUCAGGAAAAGUGAAACUUCCAGAAAUUGAAACACCGCCGGAACCAUUGCACGGCCUCCUUAUUGGUACUGAUCCAAAUUCUUCGCUGUUCUUGCGUUCAAUUCGGCAAUUCAAUUCAUGUUUUCAAAUGACAAAUCACCUCAAUUCACCAUUUGCAACGCGCAUUGUCAGCGAGCUGGACGCUCUGUUAAAUGAGCACAACGAAUUGUUGAAAUUAUUCAAAUCACGUAUGCAUAAGCUACAAAGUGACAAUCACGCUAUUUUCAUCAAUCCUGAUAGAACACCAGCUGGAGGGCAUAUACGUCGAUUCAACGCACCUGUUGUUGACGACGUGGCUGGAAUCAUGGUUGGCGACCAUACAGCUACGCGACAAAUCGUGAUUGGAAGAAGAAAUAAUUCUCUUCAGUCCAUUCCUGAUACCCAUCGUUUAUAUGAUGCUCUCCAAUAUCCACUCAUUUUUUGGAAGGGACAAGACGGAUAUUGCAUAAACCUUAAGCAACGAGAUCCGGUAACAGCAAUAAAAUUACCAACCGCAAUUUUAAUUUUUCAAAAGCGGGCACAGCGAAGCGUGGCAGGGCAUGUGAACAUGCGCGUUCAAACGCUUCAGGAUCCAUCCGCCGAAACUUUUUCGAAACAGCUAUUAGAUAUUGGCAAUGGGAAAGUUGCCGUACAUAAAAAUACUGGAUCAAUAAAAUUACCAACCGGUUUUUGCACAAUCGUCCACUCGCAAGAUGUUCUCAUCGACUGUAUAUUUCCCGAUGUACACACACAAUAUAUAAAUCUUGAGUGGCUGGCAGAAAGAGCCAUUUUAGCAGCGAAAAAUGUGGACGUUCAUAGAUUAAAUUUCAAGAUACAACAAUUGUUGCCAACAGACUCUGUGUCAUACAAAUCUGUUGAUACAGUUUGCAAUACUAUCGAAGCUGUAAAUUACCCAGUAGAAUUUUUGAAUUCCUUGGAUUUGCCAGGCAUGCCACCGCACCACUUACAAUUGAAAGUAGGAUCUCCGGUGAUUUUGCUCCGUAACUUGAACCCACCACGGCUGUGCAAUGGCACACGAUUGGUUAUAAAAAAAUUAAUGAAGAACGUGAUUGAGGCCACCAUUUUAAAUGGCAAAUUUCAUGCUAAAAGGUAACACGAAAUUCUUUGACUGUUAGGCGUUACGAAGUUCGCCGGGU
Messenger RNA from Drosophila willistoni, 1810 nucleotides. RefSeq lists its product as uncharacterized. The transcript is spliced from 2 exons. The record is from RefSeq and is a predicted model, not a curated record. Bases 229 to 1767 code for a protein of 512 amino acids. NCBI's taxonomy places the organism in Eukaryota, Metazoa, Arthropoda, Insecta, Diptera, Drosophilidae.